Molecule: messenger RNA, 2353 nt
Organism: Ruditapes philippinarum (Manila clam)
Lineage: Eukaryota; Metazoa; Mollusca; Bivalvia; Venerida; Veneridae
Product: molybdenum cofactor biosynthesis protein 1-like
Exons: 9
Coding region: 16-1923 (635 amino acids)
Biological process (GO): Mo-molybdopterin cofactor biosynthetic process
Molecular function (GO): 4 iron, 4 sulfur cluster binding; cyclic pyranopterin monophosphate synthase activity; GTP 3',8'-cyclase activity
Source: RefSeq, a predicted model, not a curated record
UCUAAAUUAAAGAAAAUGGGAAGAAACUUUGGUCAUAUCUCAAGAUUAUUGCGGCAUGCAGAAAAGUCUUUUGGGGAGAUAUUUAGUGCACCAUACUGCACUCCAACAAAUCCAGUAAAAGCAGCUAUCAGUCAGAGGAUCGCAGUAAAAGAUGAGGCUGCUCCUGACGUACUAACUGAUACAUUUGGUCGGCAUCAUACAUACCUGAGAAUAUCAUUAAGUGAAAGAUGCAAUCUCAGAUGCCAAUAUUGUAUGCCAGAAGAAGGGGUAGACCUUACGCCAAAAGAAAAGUUACUGAGUACUGAGGAGAUAUUGCGGCUGUCUGAAAUGUUUGUACAAGAGGGUAUAACAAAAAUAAGGCUUACAGGAGGUGAACCAUUAGUCAGGAAGGAUUUAGCUCAUAUAAUAGAAGGAAUGAAUAGGUUACGUCCCUUUGGCUUACAAACUAUUGCCAUGACAACAAAUGGUGUAACACUUGCCAGAAAACUUCCACUGCUGAAAGAAGCAGGUUUAGAUUUGCUCAACAUUAGCCUUGACACUCUAAUUCCAGCCAAGUUUGAGUUUAUAACUCGACGGAAGGGUUGGGAUAGGGUCAUGAACAGUAUUGAUAAGGCAUUAGAUCUUGGAUAUGAUCCUGUAAAGGUACAAUGGGCCAUCAGAAAUUUUUUAAAAGACAUACAAGAAAGAUACCCCACUGUAUACAGGAUGAGUGAUCUACCUAAUGACACAUCUAAGGCCUACAAAGUUGAAGGGUUCAAAGGUCAGGUGGGUUUUAUUACCUCAAUGAGUGAACAUUUUUGUGGAUCUUGCAAUAGACUUCGUCUGACUGCAGAUGGAAAUCUGAAGGUAUGUUUAUUUGGUAAUUCCGAGGUGUCAUUAAGAGAUGCAUUAAGGGAAGAUAUAUCAGAGGAAGAACUGAUGCAGGUUGUUAGUGCAGCUGUGAAGAGGAAAAAGAAACAGCAUGCUGGUGUGCUUAACCUGUCUAAAAUGAAGAACAGACCUAUGAUAUUAAUUGGUAACAAUCAGAGAAAGUAUUUGGAGAAAAGCUCAAAGAUACUUUAUGUCCCCCAUAUUUUACCAAAACCCAGUGAUAUGGUGAAUACCAUACCAUGCAGAUAUAUACAUAUCUCUAGUCUUUUAUACUGUAAUAAAGACAUAUAUAAUCAGAAAUCUAAUAAUAGAUCAGAGAACAGUGAUUUAGAGGAAAAACAUAAUUUGGAAAGUGAUUGGGCCGCAUUGAGUAAUGAUGAAAUUAAGAAAUAUAAAUAUUGGGAAACCCCUCUUGAUUACGAUGAAGUCAACACUGCAGACAAUGAUAAGUCUACCAAGUCCUUGGUGGAUUUCCAAACUGAAAAACUAAAAAAAUUUACUUAUGAGAAAGGUGUUGCAGCUACUACUGCUGCUACUGACAAUAAUGACAAUGAUGUUAAAAGUGAUACAAAAAUUGAAGCACUUACUCACACUGAUCAGUCUGGAAGUUUAAACAUGGUUGAUAUUGGAAGUAAAGGUGACUCCUCAAGGACUGCUGUCGCUGUUGGUACGAUUUUCCUUGGUCAAGAAGCUUUCAAUCUUGUGAAAGAAAACAAAAUGAAAAAAGGAGAUGUAUUAACAGUGGCAAAACUUGCAGGUAUAACUGGUGCUAAAAGAACAAGUGAGCUUAUCCCUCUGUGUCAUAAUAUUCCCAUAUCUAAGAUAGAUGUAGAUGUACAACUUGUUGAAGAGUCAUAUUCUGUGACAGUUUCCUGUCUUGCUAAGACUUAUGGGAAGACUGGAGUUGAGAUGGAGGCCAUUACCGGUGUUGCUAUAGCAACUGUUACAAUAUAUGACAUGUGUAAAGCUGUUACUAAGGACAUGGUGAUUGGAGAUAUCAAACUGACACACAAGUCUGGUGGUAAAUCUGGAGAUUACAAUAGCGCGAUAUAAAAAAAUGGGCAUUCCUACAUAAAAGUACAUGUAUAUCUAUUUAGUAUUAGAUAUGUUCUUUUGAUUUUAUUCUUUUUAUUAAUCAGUGUUAUUUGGUAUGUAGCAUUCUUUGGUAGAAAUAAUGGUAAACGCAAUACAGUAAGCCUCUGUAAACUGAUAGAAUUUGUUUAGAUAUCAUGAAAUGCAUUCCAUAAUCCAGUACACUGAUGAUAUUAUAUAAGAGUUCUACAUCUUUAAAAAAAAUAGGCAUUGACAUGGUUUGUCUGAUAUUUAUACUUGUUAUAAAGUAGUGAUUAUGAAAAUGUAUAAAAUUCCUGUAGUUAGACAUGUCAACUUAAUGAUUAUAUAAGCUAGAUAAACUAAAAUUUUCAGGUAAUCAUUGAUUUUCUAUUAUUGUAUUCAUUUUACAUAUGCUUUGGAUAACCUAUAA